AUGUUUCAUGAAGCAAAAGGUUGGCAUGAUCAACCUAGGACACAGAGCCCAUUGAAGUUCAGGUUCAAGAGCCUGGAAGCCAAAGGUAUGAGACAAGAAACAGACAGCAAUGAGCCCAAACUGGAAGUGGAAGUGCUUGACAUAAGGGACCCACUCCCAAAUGCACACACUGCACCAUCCACUGAGCCUACCAACAACAACAGAUCAGAAAUUGUGGUCAAAGAGAUACUUGGAGAGGCACAAACAGCUAUUCUGAAUCUCACACCAACACUAAAGGAAGCACUCGCCAGCAAUGAUGCACAACAAUGGCAGGAAGCCAUAUGCAAGGAGCUGGAUGGGCUCGAAGCAAUGGGAACAUGGGAAAUUGUAGACAUACCACCAAAUGCCAACCUUGUCAACUCCAAGAUCAUCCUCUGGCUCAAACUAGACACUGACAGCAUACUGGUCAGGCACAAGGUGAAACUCGUUGCAUGA
Ustilago hordei is the source of this 474-nucleotide messenger RNA. RefSeq lists its product as uncharacterized. The transcript has a single exon. Lineage: Eukaryota; Fungi; Basidiomycota; Ustilaginomycetes; Ustilaginales; Ustilaginaceae. The record is from RefSeq and is a predicted model, not a curated record. Bases 1 to 474 code for a protein of 157 amino acids.